Molecule: messenger RNA, 931 nt
Organism: Penaeus monodon (black tiger shrimp)
Lineage: Eukaryota; Metazoa; Arthropoda; Malacostraca; Decapoda; Penaeidae
Product: EEF1A lysine methyltransferase 2-like
Biological process (GO): peptidyl-lysine monomethylation; peptidyl-lysine dimethylation
Cellular component (GO): cytoplasm
Molecular function (GO): protein-lysine N-methyltransferase activity
Source: RefSeq, a predicted model, not a curated record
CCGGAACAAAGGCUCAUGCUAGAAAACGUAGGCAGAACGUGUUUAGCGGGAGGACUGACGCAAUUUUGUUUGAACUCCAUAUACUUCCUUAUUCUCGCUCUUGAACAACUGACAGCAAUGGGGGAUGCCGAUGAAUUUUUAUCCUCAAAGUUAGGCACAAAAGAACACUGGGAAUCUGCAUAUGAACUAGAACUGUCAAACUUUACAAGCCAUGGAGAUAUUGGAGACAUUUGGUUUGGUGAAGACAGCAUGCAGCGUGUGGUGGACUGGAUCCUGGAAUCUGAUGAUGUGAUGGAGAAUUCCUCCAUUCUCGAUAUUGGAUGUGGGAAUGGUGCUUUCCUGCUGUGUCUUGCUAGUGAAGGCUAUGAUAAUCUGUUUGGGAUUGAUUAUUGUGGUACAGCUAUUAAGCUAGCAGAAGCCAUAGCAAAUAGCAAGAAAGUAGACAUCAAAUAUGAGACUGUAGAUUUGCUGGCAGAACACAAGAAAAGUGAAUUAGCAGGAAGGCAGUAUGACAUCUCCCAUGAUAAGGGUACAUAUGAUACCAUUUCCUUAAGCCCAGAAAAUGCUGAGGCAAAGAGACAGCAGUACAUCAAGGAGGUUUAUAAACUAACCAAAGACCAAGGUUUAUUCAUUAUCACCUCCUGCAACUGGACUGAAGAAGAGCUUAUAUCUCAUGUAUCAGAUUAUUUCAGUGUGGAAGAAGUGAUCCCAACGCCUACGUUUUCCUUUGGCGGAAAGAUUGGAUCUGUUGUUACUUCUAUAGUUUUCAGGAAAGUUGUCAGUUAAAGUUCAUUCCAUUCAUCAGUAAAGUCUGGUUUUUGUUUUAUAAGAGUGAUCAUGCAUUUAAGAGCAUUUAACAGAAGACAAAUGGAGGUAUGUGUUUUCAUAUUAUCAUUGAGAAUAUAUAAUAUCCAAUAGAGCUCGAAUAUGG